GCCCAUAUCACUAUAUAUGGAACACUCUCAACAACUAUCUUUAAAGAAACUCACUAACAAUUAGUCCCUAAACCCCAAAAAAUUCAUCUUCUUGCUUCCAUAGUGUCUUCUAAUUUUUUUUCUCUUUUAUAAUGGCAAGUUUGGUUUGUGGAAUUCUAGUUGUAUGUAUGAUAAUGGUACCAAGUUUGGCCACAGAUUACACUGUGGGUGACUCCAGUGGCUGGGCAUUGGGUCUUGAUUAUACCACCUGGACUAGUGGCAAGACCUUUGCAGUUGGUGACAACCUUGUAUUUAACUAUGGAGGAGGACACACAGUGGAUGAAGUGAGUCCAAGUGACUACAGCACAUGUACAAUAGGAAAUGCAAUAAGCUCGGACAGCACUGGUUCCACCACAAUCGCUCUAAAAACAGCAGGCACUCACUGCUUCAUUUGUGGAGUCAUGGGCCAUUGUGGAACCGGCAUGAAGCUAUCUGUCACUGUUAAGGCCGCCGGAUCACCACCGGACACCGCUACUACUCCGACUACUCCGACUACUACUCCUGCUACUACAACUUCACCUUCUGGAACUAACCCACCUAUUUACAAACCCUCUUCUAAUUAUCCUGACUCGGCUUCUGAAAUCGUUUCUCCGAUUUUAGGUGCGCUAUUUGUAACUUUUGUUGCAUCUUGUGCUAUGGCUGUCUUGUUGUAGAACUUGGCGGAUGUGAUUACACUUUUAGCCAGGAUAGAGGCAGUGCUUUCUUUUUUAUUUUUUACUUUUUUUACUAUUUUCUUUUGUUUUUUCUCCUAAUUUGUAUUCGGGAUUAUUAUUUGCUUUU
This is a messenger RNA of Mercurialis annua (annual mercury), 819 nucleotides long. RefSeq names its product blue copper protein-like. NCBI's taxonomy places the organism in Eukaryota, Viridiplantae, Streptophyta, Magnoliopsida, Malpighiales, Euphorbiaceae. The coding region runs from base 132 to 692 and encodes 186 amino acids. Gene Ontology annotation, molecular function: electron transfer activity. The transcript has 2 exons. The record is from RefSeq and is a predicted model, not a curated record. Gene Ontology annotation, cellular component: plasma membrane.